AUGCCAAGAAGUAGUUUUAAAACAAAAUUCAUUCAAUUGUAUGAACAAAUCACUUUAAAUGAUUUGUGGAUGUUGGAGUUAUUUGGUGAAAACGAUGAUAAAACACAAGAGAAACAGGACGAGAUAAUAGAAGACUUGACGAUUUUAAUGUUAAUUGCUGAAAAUUCCCGAUAUGGAGCUCCGUUUUUGCAGCAUUCUGUGCCUAAAUCGAAUAUGUUCUUGGAAAAUGUCUUGCCUCAUUUGGAUGAAGAUCGGUUUAAACAAAUCGUUCGCGUCAACUGGUCAAAUUUUGAUAUCAUCCUAGACCUAAUUAAAGAUGACGAGAUUUUUCAUGGACCAAGAUCCUGUCGACAGUUAUCUGUCAAAACACAGUUAACAAUAGUUCUUUAUCGAUUGGGAUCUAGUGGUGAAGGAGGUUCGAUUGCCAAAAUUGCAAGAUUGUUUGGAAUUGGUGACGGUGGUACAAUUCAGAACAUCACCGAGAGAGUUUUCCAGGCAAUUCUAAAACUUAAAAACAAAUAUCUGUUUUGGCCAGAUGCUCAAGAGCGGAAAAAUUUGGCUUUGGAAACGUCAAAUGAAUUGCCGCACUGCAUUGGAUAUGUUGACGGCACUGAAAUAAAAUUAGCCGAAAAACCGUCAGAAGAUCCUGAAGCUUACUUUUCAAGAAAGCAUAUUUACUCCCUCAAAGUUCAGGCAGUGUGCGACUAUAAACUAAGAAUUCGUCAUAUGGUUUUGGGAUAUCCAGGCAGUGUCCAUGAUGCGCGAAUAUAUAAUAACUGCGACCUGUUCACCAAAGAACAAGAUUUUUUCACGGGGUCAGAAUGGCUGGCGGGCGACAGUGCAUACAAAUUAACUGGCACUGUUGUGACUCCUUUCCGGGAGAAUUCGGUUGAAAUGACUGCAGAAAAAAGAAAGAACUUUAAUAGGAAUUUUAGUAAAUACCGCAUACGAAUCGAACACUGCUUUGGUCUCUUGAAGGAGCGAUUCAGUAGUUUAAAGGAAUUAAAAAUACAAAUUAAAAACCAAUCUGGGAAUAAAUUAGCAUGUCGUUGGGUUCUUGUGUGUGCUAUUUUGCAUAACAUUAUUCUCGCGCAAACUGCAUCAGAGGAUAGCUUCGAAGUUCAAAAUGAAGCAAACACUGCAGACAUUCACGAAGAAUCCAACCAUGAAAGUGAAGAAUCCAACCAUGAAAGUGUUUGCACUGUUGCAGGGCAAGUGAAGAGACGAGCCUUGGUGGAACUGAUCCACGAACAAAAUUUAUAA
Molecule: messenger RNA, 1263 nt
Organism: Episyrphus balteatus (marmalade hoverfly)
Lineage: Eukaryota; Metazoa; Arthropoda; Insecta; Diptera; Syrphidae
Exons: 3
Coding region: 1-1263 (420 amino acids)
Source: RefSeq, a predicted model, not a curated record